This is a messenger RNA of Staurois parvus, 292 nucleotides long. The record is from the annotation of a GenBank genome assembly. NCBI's taxonomy places the organism in Eukaryota, Metazoa, Chordata, Amphibia, Anura, Ranidae.
AUCAGCUGUGUCCAAUCACAGCUGAUCACUGAUCAUCGGGCACUGAUGAUCAGUGUGCCCUGAUGAUCAGUGUGGCCCCAGAAGUGCCACCUGUCAGUGUCCAUCAGUGCCAGCAGUCAGUGCUCAUCAGUGCCACGUGCCAGUGCCCAUCACUGCCACAUCAAUGCCACAUAUCAGUGCAAACCAGUGCACAUCAAUGCCACAUAUCAGUGCCCAUCUGAGCUUCCUUUCAAUGUCACCCAUCAGUGCCAGUCAGUGCCACCUAUCAAUGCCAAUCAGUGCCACCUAUCAG